Messenger RNA from Penaeus chinensis, 4130 nucleotides. It is a transcript of the gene EloB, whose product is annotated as elongin-B-like. The transcript is spliced from 4 exons. Gene Ontology annotation, molecular function: protein binding. The record is from RefSeq and is a predicted model, not a curated record. Gene Ontology annotation, cellular component: elongin complex; VCB complex. Lineage: Eukaryota; Metazoa; Arthropoda; Malacostraca; Decapoda; Penaeidae. Bases 99 to 452 code for a protein of 117 amino acids. Gene Ontology annotation, biological process: transcription elongation by RNA polymerase II.
ACCGACCUGGAAAUCAUCCUCGCCGGGGAAAGAACCAUCGUCUCGGCCAAGUUCUGUUGUUGUCUUGUUAGAUUAUUUACCUCCGUUAAUCAAAAGUCAUGGAUGUGUUUUUGAUGGUACGGAGGAAGAAGACUACAAUCUUCACAGAUGCCAAGGAAACAACAACAGUCAGGGAGUUAAAGAAAAUAAUACAAGGAAUUAUGAAAGUUGAACCCGAGAACCAGCAGCUAAUGAACGAACGUGGGACAGAAAUAUUCGACGAUGACAAACAGCUCAGCGACUACAAUCUAUCGGCCCAGACAGCACGAGCUCAGAGUCCUGCUACUGUUGCACUUGUAUUUAGGCAGGAAAAUGGAGAUUUUGAGCCACUUGAUAUCACACCUUUAUCAUCCCCCCCUGAGCUGCCCGAAGUGAUGAAACCUCAGGAACCUCAAACUCACGACCUUAAUUGAGGCAUGGGGUCUUGAGCAACUGGAGAUUACCUCACCAAGCCUUCUCACCAACCUGUUGGGCCUCUGAAAAGUUUUUAUAUAUGAUCAUUGUGAAUUUUCUUUUCUUUUUUCAUUUAGUCAUCAAAAUAAGACAUCAUCUUCUCCCUGUUAACUAUUAUAAUGGUGUAAGAACAUGCAAGGUUUCCUUUUUUCUCCCUAAUUGCCAGAGUCCCAUCAGUAGGUUUAUUAACCAGAUAACACUUCACCCAGUGUUGUAUGUGCAGCCUGUAAAUUUGUGCCCUUGUACCACAGAGUGCAAGAUAUAGUGAGUCAGAAUCUCUGAAUUGCAUGAGAGAGAAAGAGAGAAUUUAUUCUCUUAUUUUGGGAAAAAAGAGGCAUAAAAGCAUCCAUCUGCAUGUUUAUUCCCAAUUUAUUAAACCAUGAUAUAUUUUAAGCAUUUAGGGUCCAUCUUCAUUACUCACUUGCAUGACUAGCUCAUCACAGCCCAAGACAUUCGAUAUAAACAAAGCAUAAAUCUCUAGAUGAUUUGCAAGUGAGAAAUACAUCCUCACUUGUAAGCCUUUUAUGUGUGCAGUUGAAUUUUGUUAAAUGGGUUAUAACACCUACAUCUUCCAAAACUUUUGUGAAACAUCCCUGAAUUAAUGCAUAGAACUUAAUGUCAUCUCAAGUGGGUUGACAGCAUAAUUUACUCAAGGAAGAAAAUUCUUAUGCACAUACAUACAGAUAUAUAUACAUAUAUAUACACACCCAAGUACAUACAUGUAUAUAUGUGUGUGUAUGUGUAUAUAUAUAUAUACACACACACAAGUAAUCAGGAAUGUUAGAAUUGGAAUACACUGCUAAAAUUGGAAAAGCAUAUAUAUAACAACUUUUGUGUGUAAUAGCAGUCAAUAUGUUUCAUAUUGUAUGGACUGCUGAUUAAAAGAGAUGAAUUCAGUGUUAAGAAUUUUUCUUUAAUUCACUAUUUUUUUAGGUUUAUUUCAACUUGAUCUGUGUGGCCAAUCUGUUUGGAGCUUUGUCUGGAAUGUAUUUAUGUGCAUGUAUGGUAUAUGCAUAUGUAUAUUUGUAUAUGUGUAUAUAUACGUUUGUGUGUGUAUAUAUAUAUACAUAAAUGAUUUUGUAUGCAUAUAAGUAUAUGUAUAUGUAUAUAUAUGUGUGUGUGUGCAUAUAUAUAUCUUUUUAUUUAUUAAAUGGUAAUGUUUUGUGUGUAUGAAUUAGUUGGUCACAACUUGCGUUUGAAAGCCAUAUUAAAGUGUGUGUACUAUGAAGCAAAGGUUGAUUGUCUUCAUUCCAAGGUAAAUUACACUGCACAACAUGAGUGUCUGAACUUUAAUUGAUGCAGGUAUUGUCAGAAAGUAGAAAAAAAUUAUGGCAGAUUAGAUGAAGAAAAAAGUGCCACCAUAUUUCUAUUUUUGUUGCUCAUAAAGCAAUGUUUUUAUUAAAUUACAAAGGACAGUUGUACUGUUGUUUAUCAUGUGGGUGUUGUGGAGAACUCUCUUAUUUCCAUUAGCUUGCUGUUGUCUGCAUUUGUGAAGAACUUAAUUAAUAUAGUGUAAACAGACAACAGUACACACUACUAUAUAAUGUACUGGAAAAAAUUACAAUACUCUGUCCUAAAAAAAAGGAAAAAAAAACUUUUAUGCUUUUAGGUGUAUUGAAUAAAGUUUGAUAGAUUAUUAUUUAUUAGGGGAAAACUAAAAAUUCAUAUUACUUGAAUCCAAAAAUACAACUCUAUAGCAUAGGAAUUAUUACUGUAUUUUGAACAUUCUAUACAUACUGUCCAGAUUUUUUAAACCUUGUUUUUCUUUUCUUUUAUUGUACAGAUAGUAUGAUUCAUAAAGUAUACUGUUCUUUACCACAUUGGAGUUUGAUAUUUAAAACCAUUACUUAUAUUAGUUCACAGGACCCAUCAAUAAAGUAAAACAAGGUGCUAUUAAUAGGUAUGUCAAUACAGUAAUAAAAUGUUGCCCCUAUUAAUUUCCAAAGUAAUAUAGUUGACAAGUCCCAAUUAUCAACAUUCAGCUGUACUACCAAGGUAAGCCUUGUAUGAUUUCAAGUCCUCAGAAUGGUUAUGUGUUGAAAUAAGAAAAAAAAAAAAAAAAAAAAAUUAAGUAGAUCAAAAUUAGGCACUUUGGUUUGUUUUGAGUCUUUGACCCUUAUUCCCCAUGCAACUUGUAGAAGGCUGCAACACUAGUUAGGCAGCUGAUUUACUUUGUUUCAUGAUAAAGAAAUGGAAGAUGAUCAAAGGUGUUUGUUUACUGAGUGUUAUGUAUGGGGGAAAAAAUCUGUUCAGAUAAAUGUGGGGAUGAAAUCGUCAGGUUGGCUGUUAAAGUCGUAUGGAUAUAGAGAAUAAAAGAAUUGUUUUAUGAUGUCUCAACUUUUUCAAACAUCUAUACCCAUCUAUCGCAAGAUUUUCAGUAUGAUGCAUGAAUAAGUGCAGAUUUUGCAUUUUUUCCCCAAGACGUUGCAUAAUUAGUAUUUUUUGAAAAUUAAUAUGUAUUUUACCAGAAGCCUACUUUUGUGAACACAAAAUAUUACUCAAAAUCAGAAGGGAGAAAAAAAAAAAAAAAGAGCUUGUUCAAAUUGUCAGAUUACUACAGGCAGCUGGAGUCAUUGCAUCAAUGGCUAUUCUUUUAUCUUAAUUUUCAUAUCAUAAUGAAAACUGUACUUAAAAAGCUGCAAAAAGUAAAAGGGUAUAAGUGAGUUUAAGUGACACCAAACUUUAGAAGGACAAAUAAAGAAAGGCAUCUUUUCUUGACACUAGUUAAAUGAAUUAAGAUGCUUCAGGAUAUGAAAGGAUACACAAAUGACUGAACAACAAAUUUUGUUAUUGUGCAUCAUCCAUAAUUAUCCUUGCUUUAGUGAGACGUUUCUAGGCCUAGCACUAACUACACUGACGUUGGUCCAGUUUGAAGUUAAGCUGCAAGCUCAUAUGCUACACAAAGAUCAACUACUUUUAUACUGUAUGCUGGAGAAGAGAGAUUAUUAAUCUGACAAACAAAGAGAAUACUACUGUUGGCAGUUAAGAUGAUGCUUACCAAUGUCCUACAUGUCACACAAUUGCCUUUUAUUGUGAAUGAGCUGAACUUGCAGAAACUUUUCUAGAUGAACACUUUUUCUUUUAACUUCGUAGCUGAAGUUCAGCAAAAAGCAGAAUGAUUUUUGGUUUCAUUUGUCUUGUUAAACGUGAGGCAACUCUGAAUGUAGAAGUGUAUUUCUCUGGUAAUUUGAUGGUUAAUAGAUAAUCACCUUGUAAAUGGAUGUUUCCCUUUGUUAAAAACAAAUAAAUAAAAAGCCCUCACUAAAAUACUAGUAACAUUGCCUUUUUCCUGCUUAUGGUAUUUAAUAGAAAAAGCUAAGGUGUCAGUUAAUAGGAUAUUAUUAUUUCCAAAUACGGAUGCUGACAAUACUAUGUUACGGAGUGCUCAACACCUUUUUUUUUUUUUUUUAUAUCAAUCUCACGCUUUUUGUGCUUGUUAUCAAACCAGAAAGAUUGUAGCUGUAAAUAGAUAUAUGUGGAUUUUUUUUCAGUUCAAAUUAUUGUGAAGAGCUUUGCAUAUUUCUUUUCCCAAGUUCCAAAACUGAAUUUCUAGUUGCUAAGCUCUUUUGUCAUACAAGAAGAUAACUAUUGUAAAGCUACUUUAAUGUUUUCUUAGAACAAAGUAAAUUUUAAAAAUC